Messenger RNA from Alexandromys fortis (reed vole), 3604 nucleotides. It is a transcript of the gene Cldn12, whose product is annotated as claudin 12. The transcript is spliced from 4 exons. NCBI's taxonomy places the organism in Eukaryota, Metazoa, Chordata, Mammalia, Rodentia, Cricetidae. Bases 304 to 1038 code for a protein of 244 amino acids. The record is from RefSeq and is a predicted model, not a curated record. Gene Ontology annotation, cellular component: plasma membrane.
CGUGAGGACCCGGUAGGUGUGGUCAGGGACGCUCCGUCUCGGAGUCUUGUGCAAGUUGUUGAGGGUGUCGUGUGGAACGGCCCAAGUGGCGGCGAGCCGGCAUUUUAAACGCUGCCCACACGCGCGGCUGGGGAAACUGGCUGAGGAGGCCCACAUUAUCUCUGCUUUGUGUGCAGCUGUGCGCCUGUUUCAUCUGAUUCUGGAGGAGCAGGCACACUAACAGGAAUCGGUGACACAGGACACUAUUUGGAGAGAUACUGAUUACUUUGAAAUUUUUGACCGUACUGUUCACGCCAACCUGCCAUGGGCUGCCGAGAUGUGCACGCGGCCACCGUGCUCUCCUUCCUGUGUGGCAUUGCCUCUGUGGCAGGCCUCUUCGCGGGGACUCUGCUUCCCAACUGGAGGAAACUGAGACUCAUCACGUUCAACAGAAACGAGAAGAACCUGACCGUGUACACCGGCCUGUGGGUGAAGUGUGUCCGGUACGAUGGAAGCAGUGACUGCCUGAUGUAUGACCGCACCUGGUACCUCUCUGUGGACCAGCUGGACCUGCGUGUCCUCCAGUUUGCCCUGCCUCUCAGCAUCCUGAUCGCAAUGGGUGCCUUGCUGCUCUGUCUGAUUGGAAUGUGUAACACGGCCUUCAACUCCUCGGUGCCUAACAUCAAACUGGCCAAGUGUCUGGUCAAUAGUGCAGGCUGCCAUCUGGUGUCUGGACUCCUGUUUUUCCUGGCCGGCACCGUGAGCCUCUCCCCAUCCAUCUGGGCCAUCUUUUAUAACACUCAUCUCAACAGGAAGUUUGAGCCGGUCUUUGCCUUUGACUAUGCGGUGUUUGUCACUAUUGCUAGCUCGGGGGGUCUGUUUAUGACGGCUCUUCUUCUGUUCAUUUGGUACUGCGCGUGCAAAUCUCUGUCCUCGCCCUUCUGGCAGCCGCUGUACUCCCAUCCUCCCAGUAUGCACACUUACUCUCAGCCCUACUCAUCGCGCUCCCGCCUCUCCGCCAUAGAAAUCGACAUCCCAGUAGUUUCACAUAGCACUUAACAGAGAUAGUGUUAACCGUCACAAGUCCCUGUCGUGGCCUCACAGUCCUCUAGCGUAAGGAGCCUUUUUGGACCUGUAUACUUUUUUCCUUUGUUCUUGACUAGUCAGUGGAGCCAAAUUUAUAUAUCUUGGUAGAAUGAAAUGCUGCUAGAUUUUAUGAGGUCUGUAUUACGUUCUUCUAAAUGUGAAACAUUCCUUCUAUCUUGCUUCUAGUCCUAGAAGGGGAUUUAGCCUCCCGUUGAUGUCUGUGACGGAACAGCACGGUGAGACACAGUGCUGUUGUGCUUGAUCCUUGCGGUAUUUCAGAUCCUGUUUGUCUCUGAUGACUUAAACCGAGAAGAGCAGUUAAGUACAAGGAAUUUCAGUCAGGAGAGGAUUGCAGUUGUCUCCAGGACUCUGCCAGCUCGAGGGUAUAAUUUUGUUCUCUCUUAGGACUAAUUGCAUAGGCGCCAGUAUACUGAAGAUUACUAUCUUCUACCUCGUGUCAGUGGAAAGUGAUAUGCAUUUUAAAUGAUGUCAGAGUGAGGUUAACAUUUGACUUCUUUUUGGCUUUCAGACAGACUCUUGCUCUCUCUAGACCAGGCUGCCCUCAGACUUUUCACCGUCCUCUUGUCUGCCUCCUGAGCAAUGACUGCAGGCAUGCCCACCCAUAUCUAGCGCACCAGAAUUUUUAGUUAGAGUUAUAUUGUUGGAGUUGAAAUGUGCCAAGUGACAGGAAAGAUAAAAUCCUUUCCAGAUUCCCAUCAGUCAGGUAGUCCUCAUGCCCUGUACAAGCUUAGCGGCUAAGACAAGUGAGCAAAAGGUUGUUGAAGCCAAAUGGUUGCCUUUGAGACCUACAUGGCCGGGCUCAGGAGCCAGUUCUUUGUGACGGCAUAAGAGUCACGUGGUGGCUCCUGUGUCAAUGAGUGAUGUGCGUGGUGGCAGCUGGACCGCUCAGCUCCUGCUCCCUUUCUCCCAGCCGGCCUUUAGUCUGCCUCGCGCUGGGGUAGUGCGCUAGAGGACCCACAAAGGAGGAUGUAGCUACAUCUGUGGAAAUUCCAAUCUAAUACAGAUCAGACUGAUAACUGACAACCAGCCGAAAGGCUGCUCUUCCUGGCAGCUGGUGGACUUCUCAAGCGUUGAUCCAGGAAAAUAUUUCAGCUGAGCCGUGCCUUCCUGGCACAGCCAGCCUAUGGCACACCAGCAGCAAUGUCCUGGACACAGAUUGACAGCUGUGAUAACAGUUUCAGAUAAGGAGAACGGGAAGGCAGUGGAGAGAUUAAACGGUGCCCUUUCUACCUCGGAGAUUAAGAUGAUGCAUUAGAGAGAGACGGGUUGUAAAAAUGUCUCCUGAUGUGCUAUCAAGUGGAAGAAAGCACAUUGAUACUGAAGUAACACUAAGUGACAUUAAGAGUUGUUGGUCUUAACUCUUGGCGGUUUGAGCUGCUCAACUGGUAUACUUUCAGUGUACUAGCACUGUGUAAGGAUUGUGGUAUAUUAUACUUGCAGAUUUUUACAAGCGGCUGAUUUUGUGAUAAACAGUUCAUGACGCCUCUUUUGCAAAUCUGAGUGUUUCUAUAGAGAUGUGUAGUAGUUUUCCCUAAGUCCAGCACUACUUCAUGUAGGCAAGUAAAGCCGAUUGUAUAAUUUCUAAAUGCUGUCAUUACAAAGCAUGCACAUCUAUGGUUUUUUAAAUUAUCGCUUUGAAUCUUUAUCACCUCUGGUUCUUCUCAUUCAUAGAUAUAGCUAAGUAUUGAUCAUUCCAAGACAAUGGCAGCUCAAUUUCGAGAUUCGUAUUAGUUUUUCUCCUUUGUUAGUUAGUCUUAGUUUUUCUCUCACUAAACUGUUGUUCAAAAGGGCCAAGAAUUCCACCAUCCCUUGGUUGUAGUAUAAAGAGUUAAAAGUAGGGCCAGGCAUGGUGGCUUUUGACAUUAAUUCCAGUACUCAGGAGGCAGAGACAGGUGCAUCUCUCUGGACAUCCUGGUCUCCAUAGCAAGUUCCAAGCUGGUCUGAGGUAUACAGUGAGACACUGUCUCAAAAAACUUAAAAAAGAGGAAAAGAAAGCAAGCGGACUGACUCACUCAGCAGUGAGAACACAUUUGCGGCUCCCAGGGUUGCACUGCAAACGUGAAGCUUUCUUAGCAGAGUCUCUGGCAUCAUUAUCUAUAGCCUCCAAUUAGUAUUUGUUAUGAAUUCACUCAGGAAGAGAAACAGCUGUUUCUAUUGUCAUUUUGGUGCGGCAGGUUUGGCAUAAAUAGCUAUUUUGUAAAGCCAUCAAAGGAAAGCAUGCACUCACAGUCCUUCCAGCCCCUUGAGCACUCCUGGGGCCAUGUGAGAUAGGGUGGAUAACUUCUUUCGUUGUUUAAAAGCUGUUCAUUUUAAAGGCCUUCUAAGGAGCCAGCUUGGUCCACAGCCUCAAAUGUGAGAUGGGACACCCGGCUUGUGUUGUCCAGCUUCAGAAAAGAAUCAAUUCACUCUGCUCGUCUAUGUGCCCUGUGAUGGCUAGUGUGUGCUGUAAACCACACGGUAAAAACCUCAGUGGGCGUGGUGUGCUGCCUCAUGGUUAUUAAAAGAUGUAUUUUUACAA